Molecule: messenger RNA, 5218 nt
Organism: Schistosoma rodhaini
Lineage: Eukaryota; Metazoa; Platyhelminthes; Trematoda; Strigeidida; Schistosomatidae
Source: the annotation of a GenBank genome assembly
CCCGUCCUUUUGUUGCUAGAAGGAUAUCUCGCCUACGCCAUAAAUGACUCCAUAAUUCAAAAAUUAUGGAGUUCUUGAUAUGCGAUGCUGUACACUAUCACUUAUUAUUCAUAAACUUCCCACCCCAAUAGCAUGGUUUCAGAAAGGGUCACUCUUGUAUAGUCAACCUGACGACUGCGAUGGACAGACGGACAACCAUUCUUGAUCUCAUAUGGAAGGUUGUCAUCAUUUACCCUGAUUUCUCAAAAUCUUUUGAUAGGGUCAACCAUAUAUGUCUUAUCAGUAAAUUCAAACGACUGGGUAUCAAACCAUCUCUAACUGACUGACUCACUUCAUACUUAAAAAAUAGGCAUUUUGAGGUCAGGGUUAACUUCACUUUCUCUCAGGCUAUUGAAUGUUCUAGUUAGGUUCCUCUGGCUCAUUACUAGGACCUCUUUUCUUCUUCAUUUACAUAAACGAUUUCGUCAUAUUAUAUUUUGCUGGUGAUGUGAAACUUACGAGACACGCAACCAAGAUGAUAUACUGGCACUUGAGGAGGAUCUGACUCGACUUCAAAGUUGGCCAGAUGACAACGGAUUUACCUUUAACUCUUCAAAGUGUAAAGUAGUCCAUCUGCGACUUGUUACACUGAAACUACGUCUUAGGUCACUCCCCUCUAGAGGUAUUCCAAGUUGAUAAAGAUCUAGGAGUGUUGGAACUCUGUUUUUUGAAGUCUUAUGCUAACUGCGACAAAAGUGCCUUUCGAGCAAACCUUGAAUUGGUAACGUUGAAGCGCAUUUUCGGCCCGUUCGACGUAAGAACUUUACACAUAGUCUUCAAUAGUUUUGUUCGUCACUAUUUAGAGUGCGGAAACAAUAUUUCCUUCCUCCAAAAAGAUAAGUACACUAGAGCAUAUCCAACAGCGAGCCACGAAAUCAGUUCAGGGACUCGAAUUCAAGUCUUAUGAAGAGUGCCCCUAAUCACCGAACCUUUACUCACUAACGUAUAGACGUCUUAGAGGUGACCUAAUAACUCACAGCAUCCUUAACAUUUCUGGGCAUUCCCUUAAACACCAACUUAAGCUUAAUCCCAACACAAACCCUAUAGAUAACAUCCAAAUACUGGAGACAACACAACAGAACUGUAGAUGUACCUUCUACCCUUUAAGAGUAGUCAAACGCUGGAAUUCGCUGUAGGUUGAGCUAGUCCAAGCGACUUCUCAGGAAUUCUUUAAGAGAAAACUUGACAUAUUCUUCAGGACUAAGGACAAUAUCUCACUAUGAUGUACCUUUUCUCUCUUCCCUCUUUUGUUGUUAAUAUACUUAGGUUCCUACCUGGAGGCAUCGGUGAUCGUUUGCUGCUAGAUACGGAAGCCCGUUACGCGAAAGCUUCUAUUCCAUCCCGAACCAUUUGAACGGUAUGAAGACGCGUAGUGCAGAAAUGGAAGCCCCAAAUAUUGCAGCCAUUGUGAAGGCCCGACAUCAUGCUCGUGUAUUUGGCCCUCCGAGUGGACAUUCAUUAGGAAACACACCCAAUCAGUCAAUUUCUCCUGGAAUAUAUGAAUCUUCUGAGAGUGGUUGUAAUCUAAACAAUUUUUAUAGUGCAUCUGGAACAAGUGGACCGAUACUAUGCGAUGAUGUAAAAAUCUCAGUAGACGAUAAACCACAUAAAAGUCGUUCUGACAAUGCUCCGAGAUUGUUACGCGGAACUUGGUCAGCUGAUGAUAGACGUCUAUUUUUUCAAGCGGUGAGAAUGUACGGGCGUAACUUUAGUGAAAUCACACGUUUCAUUCGGUCUCGUGGACAUCGUACGUCAAUCGAUCACCAAACUGGGCCAUCAAGUGGCAAUAUUGAACUAAAUUUGAAUAGUUUGCACCCUGGAAAUAAUUUUGUCUCCUCAAAUAGUCUAUCAUCUGCCCUCAUUCCAUCUAAUAUAAGCGCCCCGUGCCCAAACAACAUUUCUCAACCUAAUGUUGGAAUGAGCACACCCUAUACCAGUAGUUCUGAUUUAAAUACACCUUGUGGCGGUCGGACUCGUGAACAGGUUCGUUUCUUUUAUCAACAGACCUGGCAUAAAGUACGUCGUUAUACUAAAUUUCCCGAAGAGGUUCCACAACAUGUUAGGGAAGUUUAUGCAAUUGUCAAUUAUUCUGUGCUGCGUACACGCAUUAAGAAACCAUUGGAUCACCGAUUGGGAGAAAAAUUAAACGAAUUAGUUCAUUGUGGUACUACUGUAAUCAAACACAAUGGGCGCCGUUUUUUGUUACGUACUCCUGUUUGUCCUGCUUUGAAGCAAUUGAAUAACAUCUCUGCACCUACACAUGAAUUCCUACUUCCCGAAGAUGUAUGGAUUGAAUUAGUUCCACGGACACAAACGGAUGCGUGGAGAGUAAUCGAGGCAGAGCAAAAUCCCCGUUUAAGAUUACGCGUUGAUAUUAAUCGUCAACUUUCAGAUGUUAUUUUUCUAGUGGAAAACAAAUGGCAAUUGGCUGCUGAACGUAUGAGAACACUUCUUGGUUUCCCAGCGGUCCACGAAUCCCCAGUCCCAUCGGUUAUGCUCAACUUAUGCUAUCGUCAAUCUAUCGAUGGAGCUAUUCGCAUACAAGAAGUGGCACGAAUUCGUUCAGGGGACAUUGGAUUACGUGCUUAUUUAGAUCGAAUGGAUACCAAACUCCCUAAAUCUAGGAUGCAAUCAAAUGUAUGCCCCACAGAAAAACAAAAUGCAGUUCACGAUGAUCCUGUGGAAUCUCCAAAUUUAGUUAAUUCGAAUCUGUCAACAAACUUAACAUCUUCAUCAUUACGUGCGUCAGAUCUGAGAAAUUCAGAAAUAACUAAUAGUUUGCCAAUUACUACGUCAACGUCAAAUGCUGAGUUAGAUCUAAGAGAUCUUGGGAAACAGUUAUCAAUCGGUGUUACACGUGAGAUGGCACGUGAAAUUAAACUGGUAACUAUUUAUUUGGCUUUGGGUUGUCCAGAUCGUAUACGUUUUGAAUAUCAAUUUUUCUGCACUAAAGAUAACGGAUCACAGAAACAAUCGAGUUCAUCUUACUCCGACUUACUAAUAUGUCCACCAUUAGAUCCAGAUGGAGACGGUAUAAGUAAUGGUUUAAGGCGUCUUUUACAUCUAAAUGCCAGUGAUUAUUUACUUCAUCGUGAUUGGGUUUCUCGUCAUUCCAUUCGAAGCAAUACACCAGUCUCUACAUCUUGUCAUUCUUCUCAAGCCAUUCUCAGCGUUAAUAACCCUACAGUUGCUACGGUCACAGCGACUCAAAGCUGCACAUCAACAUUAUUGCCAAAAACAUUAACUGGAAAUCAUUUUUCACAGAUAUCUGAAUUACCUGUUAUGGUUACAACUCAACAGCCUUCAAUAGUGACUACCAGUAUUUCAGCAAAGCUACCGACAGUUAUGAUGUAUUCUCAGCCAAAUACCAUUCAAGUUCUUAUUAAUGGACAGCCAUCAAUUUUUCAACUGAAUCCCACCUUUUCGUCUCCAAAUCCAAUUAUUUCUUCAUUAUUAACAACAAAUAGUUUAAUGAGACCUCCAAUAGCCUCAGUUCAAAGUCCGAAAUUAGUCUUAUUACAACAACCGGUUGGACAAAAAAUACAAGUGCCUAUUGUUGAACGUCAGUUAGAUCAUGAACGACUAGUAACCUCAACUGUAGCAAUAAGUCAAGGAUCAUAUAUCCCAUUACUACCGAAACAAUCAACUGUACCCAUUCAGGUCAGUGUAAAAACAUCGACACCAUUAACAAGCACUUUCGUAUCGUCUAGUUCUAUUCAUUCAACGUCCACAAGUACGGUUGAGAGUGAAAAUAAUUCACCUGUUACUUCAUCGUUAGAAUCUUUAAAGGCGUUUAAUGCACGACGUCGAACUAGUAUUAUAUCACAAGUCAACAAACGUUUAACUGAAAAUUCGAUUCUAACUAAAGAAUUGCAAUCAAAACCAUCAACAAUUACACCUAUUUCAAAUAAUUUACCUCCAUCCUACAUCACUUCAGCGAAUCCUUGUACAACUAAAUCUUCAAACUCUUCAAUUCAAUUACUUCAGGCAAUCGAUAAACAAACUUCGACAACAAUCAAGGGCGAUGAAGCAUCUGUUAAUAAUAUCCAUUCUAAAUCAAUAACACUUUCAACACCAUCGAAUUCUAAUAAUUUAUGGUCAUCCAUUAAAGUAUCAAAUAAUGAACCGAUAAUAACAACAUCAAUUGUUUUCAAUGAUCAUUUACCUCAAGUUCAUAGCAUAUCAAGUUUAUUAUCAUCACCAAAUUUAUCAUCAGUACAAUCUAAUAAUGUAAUGUCAUUUAUUUCAUUAUCUAAAAAUUCUUCUAAUACAGAUGUUAAUAUGGAUGAUUUGUUGUUAGUCUCAACAGAGACAAACCAAUGCUCUUUGUCAUCAUCAUUCAGUAAUGAUACACUGGCAUCCCUGUUAAAUACAUUAUGUCCACGUUAUCCUUUAUCUUCUACUCAUGAUAAUCAAAAUAUAUUAACUGAAUCAUCUACUCGACCUACUGAUAGUACUCCAUCUCCAUUAAUUGGAUUAUCAACGCCAGAUUUACAUAAAACAACAUUCUCUACACCUACAAAUAAUGAUGUACAUGUUUCACUCAAAAUAGAAGAGAAUGCUAAGAAAUCAUUUGAUUUUAGGACUAUUGAUUCUGUUUGUAGUUAUCCACCAGGUUCUCCAUCGAUUGGCGAUAUUUCAUUUACUGACUCAAUGGCUGCUGCUGUAAUGGAUGUACACCAUAUGGAGUUAGAUCAUUCUGAUGGCGAGCAAAGUACCGAUGCCCAGUCUGAAUCGUUAAAUCUCAUAUCUUCGAAUCUUAUUAUUCAACCUGAUAUAUAUCCAAUAAGGCCAUCAUAUGAAUCUCUUGUUGAACAUCAAGAUAUUAAAACCAACGGUAUUAGUACGUCUGAAUAUAAUUGUAUUACGAAUGUUGAAGUAUUCCUUCGAAUGAAUACACCACAAUCCAGUAGAAAUUCAGUUGAUCUCAAUUCAACGUUGAAAACGUCGACUACUUUAUCUAAUUGAGAGAUUAUGCUUUGCAAAACAACUAUUCGCAUUUUGGAGUCGUAUGGCUUCAUUUUUUUUUUUAAAUAAUCACUAAAUACAUACUUUUAACGUCUGACAAUUACCCGUUAAUUAGCUGAUUAAGAUGAAUACUAACUUGAACCUCCGAUCUUAUGUACAAUAAUAAUAAUAAUUUGAGUGGCUGGAACUCUCAAUAUAUUGGUUUUUUUUG